This is a messenger RNA of Lepus europaeus (European hare), 1495 nucleotides long. It is a transcript of the gene RP9, whose product is annotated as RP9 pre-mRNA splicing factor. The transcript is spliced from 6 exons. Gene Ontology annotation, biological process: RNA splicing. NCBI's taxonomy places the organism in Eukaryota, Metazoa, Chordata, Mammalia, Lagomorpha, Leporidae. Bases 6 to 671 code for a protein of 221 amino acids. The record is from RefSeq and is a predicted model, not a curated record.
CCGCGAUGUCGUCCGGCCCGGGGCGUGACGACCCGGGAGCAGGGGGCGCGCGGCGGCCGCGGGAGCCGCCCGAGCAGGAGCUGCAGCGGCGCCGGGAGCAGAAGCGGCGGCGGCACGACGCGCAGCAGCUGCAGCAGCUCAAGCACCUGGAGUCCUUUUAUGAAAAGCCUCCUCCUGGGCUUAUCAAGGAAGAUGAGACGAAGCCAGAAGACUGUAUACCAGAUGUACCGGGCAACGAACAUGCCCGGGAGUUUCUGGCUCACGCGCCAACUAAAGGACUUUGGAUGCCCUUGGGGAAAGAAGUCAAAGUGAUGCAGUGUUGGCGUUGCAAACGGUAUGGUCACCGAACGGGCGACAAAGAAUGUCCUUUCUUUAUCAAAGGCAACCAAAAGUUAGAACAGUUCAGAGUAGCACAUGAAGAUCCCAUGUAUGACAUCAUUCGGGAGAAUAAAAGACACGAAAAGGAUGUAAGGAUACAGCAGUUAAAACAGUUACUGGAGGAUUCUACCUCAGAUGAAGAAGGGAGCAGCUCCAGUUCCUCAGAAUGUCAAGAGAAACACAAGAAAAAGAAGAAGAAAGAAAAACAUAAGAAAAAGAAGAAAGAAAAGAAAAAGAAGAAAAAACGGAAACAUAAGUCUUCCAAGUCAAAUGAGAGUUCAGACUCUGAGUGACAGUAUCCUGACUUUCACAUUCUCUUCUCAAAAGCAAACACUGCAGCCAAAGAACAGGGGGAGCUGCCAUCUGAGCGUAACGGGAUCCACAGACCAGAGAGAGGAGGGUCUUGGGCGUCACGGCUGUGAAGUGUCAGCACCACCCAGUGGAGAGCUGACCCUCAGCAGAGUGCGUUGUCUCUUCCUAGGACCCAGCGCUGAGCAGCAGCUGACUUGGCUCAGACAGGAAGGCUUGUUCCGUGUCCGUCUCCCUGCCGGCCACCUGAGUGUGCCAUUCCUGCGAUCCUCCUGCAAGGCGCAGGCUGAAGCAUUGAGGAAGUUCUUCUGGGUUCUGGGACAAAUUCUGCCCCCAUAACGGGGCGACUCGAGUCCCAUGGACUUCAGAAUCAACCCUGCUCUGUUGUUGAGGAUAAUUAAAGUUCAUGAUGUAUUUUUUAAAUGUAGUUAUUUAUGAAUAUGUGCAUGUGGUCAAAAUUUACAAUGUUUGUAUGGUUUAAUUAUGAAAACCUUACCUUCCUCCUCUCUAACCACAGUUCUUUCCCAGCGAUUGUCCGUGUUGCCAGUUUCUUUUAAAGGUUCCCAGAAAUAUCUCAUAUUUCACAAAUAUGGGAUGUUUUAUACACGUACUCUGUAGAGAUUCACUUACAUGUAGUACUUUUUAACUUCACCAUGUGAAGUGACCAUCUUUACAUGGAGAGUGUACGACCUUGCCACCUUACCUAUAAAGGGUAUAUGUUUAUAUUCAACUGAUAUGAUUUAUUGAUUUGGGGGAACAGGUCCUGUCACAGCAGUGAAGAAUCUUAUAUGGAACUGGCUUGCAUCUU